Molecule: messenger RNA, 6977 nt
Organism: Diachasma alloeum
Lineage: Eukaryota; Metazoa; Arthropoda; Insecta; Hymenoptera; Braconidae
Gene: PlexB
Product: plexin-B
Exons: 4
Coding region: 294-6476 (2060 amino acids)
Biological process (GO): positive regulation of axonogenesis; regulation of cell shape; regulation of GTPase activity
Cellular component (GO): semaphorin receptor complex
Molecular function (GO): protein binding; semaphorin receptor activity
Source: RefSeq, a predicted model, not a curated record
AAGAUGUGCCGUGAUACAUUGUUCAUCGACAAUUUACCCACAAUUUCCAAACCGAGAAGGGGCUGGAAAUAGUGAGGCAUCAUGUUGUUGUACGAAUGGGCGCAUUGCUGUUAGCGCCAUUCGGACAAAGCCCUCUCCCAAAUCCUCUUUUCUCAAAAUAACAGAAACAAAAAUAUAACUCCAUUUUCACCCUUUUAACGAGCCAAACAACCAAUCGCUCCAGAAUAUAAAGAAAAAAAAACACCGUUACCUCUCUAUCCCCUGCAUGUUUCAUCACAAUUCACUGAUACGAGAUGAUAUACUCUGGACUGAGACCCUUUCCCAUACUACUGGCAGUGCCACCUCCACCGCGGUUGCAAAUGUCCCUGACAAAAGGGCCGAAAAACAGUGCAAUAACAUUGUCACUUUGUCGAGCAAUUUUCAUCGUCACUGUAUUAACAACGAUUGCAAAUGCAACUACAAUUCCCUCACCAGCACCCUCCUCGUCAUACCUCUACUCAUCGCCAGUGCCAUCGGUACCAGGACCACUGCCCUCAUCCUUAUCAUCAUUAUCCUCCCUCCCACCGCCACUUCAAUCACCCCAAGAUGAAAAUCCCCACGUUGUCGCACGUUUUCCAUCCCUCCACCAUCGCCUCGAGUUGAGUAGACUCGAUCCAAACUUCACACGUGAGGGUCCUCUCCGUUUCAAUCAUCUCACGAUUGAUCCAACAACUGGUCGCCUGUAUGCUGGUGCCAUUAAUCGUCUUCUACAAUUGGAUAAAAAUCUUCAAUUGGAGGAGAUAGUAUCAACCGGUCCCAGACCGGACAAUCCCCAGUGUCACGCAACCGGAUGUAUGUCCAGAGAGAUGACUACUUCGUUAAUGGACAACGUGAAUAAACUCCUAAUACCUGACCUUGAGUCGGGUACCCUAAUAGCAUGUGGCUCGCUGCUUCAGGGGGCAUGUGAAAAGUACAAAAUGUCGAAUAUAUCGAUAAAACCCGAAUUUGUACCGCACAGUGUAGCUGCCAAUGAUGAAAAUUCAUCAACCUACGCAUUCAUUGGCCCAGAGCGUUAUAAUCCCUGGGGCAGAUCAAAUGUCCUCUACGUUGGUACAACAUUCACCAACAUUGGUGAAUACCGUCACGAUGUACCAGCAAUAUCAAGCCGAGAUCUUUACACCCUUGAAUUCGCCAAAUAUACAUUCAACAAGCAGUCAAUACUGCACAUUGACGUUAAAUACAGAGAUCACUUUCUCGUUAAAUAUGUUUAUGGUUUCAACGCUAGUGAUUAUGCGUACUUCGUACUGGUACAAAAACAAUCAUAUUUACCUGAACAAGAGGAGCUCGGUUAUAUAUCGAGAUUAGCCCGUAGUUGCAUAAGUGAUCCAAAUUACGACAGUUAUACCGAAGUUACGUUGCAGUGUUCCGUUGAUGUUGGUAAUGGUACACAACAGAUAUACAAUCUUGUACAGGAUGCUAAAGUUGCUGCUGCUGGUAGUGAUUUAGCAAUGCAACUUGGUAUACCAAUUGGUGAUCCUGUAUUUGUAUCUGUUUUUUCACCAAGCAAGGGAAUAACAAACGAGGCAUUACCAAAAUCAGCAGUUUGUGUUUACUCACUACAGGAGAUUGAAACAAAAUUCAAUGAGAACAUACACAUGUGUUUCAAUGGUAGCAUCAAAUAUCGUAAUAUGGGAUACAUAAGUGGACCCAUACAAGACGGUGAAUGCCCAGUGGCUGGUACUACUGGUAAUAUAUUAAACUUCUGCGAAGUUGGAUUAAAAAUAUCAGGUGUAUCGCCUAUUGUUGGACAAGCGGUAAUCGAUUUUCCAGACACCUUUGUAACAUCUAUAACCGUUGCUAACACUGAAACACACACUGUUGCAUUUCUCGGUACAAGCGAUGGUGUAUUAAAAAAAGUGCUGCUAUCGGGCUCUGAGUCAUCGGUUUAUGAGAGCAUUGUAAUCGACAGUGAGCAAAAAAUACUUCCUGAUAUGGUUUUAUCACCCAGUGGUGAUUACAUACACGUACUGUCAACAACGAGAAUAGCUAAGGUCAGAGUUGAGCAUUGCAGUGGUUACACUAGUUGCUCGAGUUGUUUGGAUGCUAAAGAUCCAUACUGUGGAUGGUGUUCACUUGAGAAGAGAUGUACAGUGAGGGGUGCAUGCCAGAAAGCAAGCAGAAGUAGUCCAAGAUGGCUGUCACUGAGUACUGGUCAACAGUGUAUUGAUUUUGAGCAAGUUUUGCCAGACCGUUUGCCCAUAAAGCAAAUGACAUCGGUUCAAUUAACAAUUAGAACACUACCAGAAUUGCCCUCCGGGACUAAUUACAAAUGUGUCUUUGGCAAUGCUGAGCCCAUCAAUGCUGUGAUGAAGGGCUUUGGAUUAUCCUGUCCAGCACCACCGGUACCACAACGACCUAAUAUACCCGAUGGCACUGAUCACGUUCUUGUUCCACUAUCUGUACGCUCCAGCGAGACAAAUAAAGACUUUGUGUCGCGAAAUUUUGCCUACUUCGAUUGCUCGAGACACACUGUCUGCUCUGAGUGUGUUAAAGCCCAGUGGGCAUGCAGCUGGUGUGUAUACGAUAACAAAUGCACCCACAACACCAGUGGGUGUCAGGGUAAUAUCAUCUCAGGGGAUAAUCAUAGCCAGGCAACACUAGCUGCCCACGGUGUACAGUACUGUCCACGUUUCUCUCGUCGUGACGAGCCUCUAAUGCUACCCAAUAAUGUGCCCAAAGAGAUUAUUCUCGAAGUUGAAAAUCUACCCCAUCCCCAAAUUGGACACACUGGCUUUCAGUGUAUCGUUACCAUUGAGGGCGCCAACUUGAGAGUACAAGCGCGUGUUGAUAGCAGUCGGUUCAUUGUUUGUGACAAAACGAUAUAUUCUUACGAAGCACUUACUGGUGAAUAUGAAGCGACAGUGACGGUUGUGUGGAAUACAAAUCAUCACGUUGACCGUACGAAAAUUAUUCUGUAUAAAUGUGAAGUGCUUGGAUCACAUCGUGAACACGCUGACUGUUCUUUAUGUAUGACGAGGGAUCAGAGAUUCGAGUGCUCUUGGUGUGGUAAUAGUUGCACGUAUAAACACUCGUGUCUAUAUUCACCAUUUGCCGAAUGUCCAAAGCCGAGAAUCGACAUGAUAAGGCCAUUGAGUGGUCCCAUUGAGGGUGGUACACUGGUUACAAUCGAGGGAAGUAAUCUUGGGCUCAAAGAAACCGAUGUAUCUGAUAAAAUUCACAUUGGCAAAACACCUUGUACAUUAGUUGAUUAUGAAGUUUCGGUUAGAAUUGUUUGUCGCACUGGUGAGAGAAAAAAUACUGAUACUGUGACUGUUGUCGUUGGUAAUGACGCUGGAUACACUGAGAGUGCUGUUUUAUUUCACUACAAAGACAUCAAAUUGUCCGGUAUAUAUCCGUCCGUUGGGCCACAGAGUGGUGGUACACAAAUUGCUAUAACUGGUAAAUACUUGAAUAUUGGUAGUACAAUAUCAGCUUAUCUCGAUGAAUUACCGUGUCAUGUUAAUGCAACACAGGCUAGUAGCACUAGGUUGACGUGUGUUACGAGUAAAUCAGGACGUGUCAGGAGAAUACAAAAAUUAACCCUCAGCAUUGACGGGGCUAAUCGUACAUUAACGGGAAAUCCAUUCAAUUAUACCCAGGAUCCAACAAUUAUGGAGAUCAAACCAUUGCGGAGCUUUGCAUCGGGUGGUAGAAUGAUAACAGUACAUGGUACAAAUUUGGAUACCAUUCAGAAGCCAGAGAUGGAGGUUUAUUUUGAUAAUGAGAUUAAGCCGGUGAAUAGAACAAUUUGUACUGUGUUGAAUCCAACGCAGAUGGAGUGCCCGAGUCCAAGUAUAGCUGAGAAAUUCGCUAAUAGGCAUAGGAGAGUUAGAGCUGUAAGAUCGCUUCACAAACAUGGUACAACAUUUUCAUCGCUACGGGCAGGAAAUACCGAAAAUGAGGUGGCACUGAAGAUAGCUUUUGUUAUGGAUAAUGUGGAGAGUGUCAGGGAUCUUGAGAAACACUUUCAAAAUUUGAGAAAUCGUUUGUCGUACGUCGAGGAUCCCAAGUUCUUUGCAUUUCCCCAGAUGAUUAAGAAUUACAAGGGUGAUACUCUGGUGAUUGAGGGUGAAAAUCUCAAUUACGCGAGUGAUGAGACUGAUGUCAAUGUCACUGUUGGUACAGCAUUGUGUAAUGUCACAUCACUAGCGCAUGCACAACUUGUUUGCACACCACCAGAUCAACAGCCAGCUGCUACAGAUGAGAUGGGAAUUAAAACAGAACGUGGACUGCCUCUAGUCGUUGUACGUGUUGGACGUACACUACGUUUUUCCAUCGGUUAUCUUCACUAUGAAGUGAUAAAGACGUAUCCAAUACCACCUGAAGCAAUAGCUGGUAUUGCAGCUGGUACAUUUGGCCUUGUAUUUCUCUUUGUUCUUGUACUAGUUGUUUAUAGGAGAAAGAGCACACAGGCUGAGAGAGAGUACAAGAGGAUACAAAUACAGAUGGAUACGUUGGAGAGUAAUGUCAGGAUGGAGUGUAAACAGGCGUUUGCUGAAUUACAAACGGAUAUGACUGAUCUCACUGCUGAUUUAGAGUCAUCUGGUAUACCAACGUUGGAUCACAAGAAUUACAUUAUGAAAGUCUUCUUCCCUGGGGUUAUUGAUCAUCCCAUUCUGAAUGACCCACGAUCGAGAAACAAUGCUAGAACUAAUUACGACGCUGCUAUGAUACAAUUUGAAAUUCUCGUUAACAACAAGUGUUUUCUUCUUACUUUUAUCGAUACCCUUGAGACACAGAAAGACUUUAAUAUAAGGGACAAAGUGAAUGUUGCUUCACUGCUUAUGAUAGUACUCAUGAAUAAGAUGGAAUAUGCAACGGAUAUACUGAUGAAUCUCUUAAUUAGACUUAUUGAGAAGUCAGUAGAUACCAAGUAUCCUCAACUGAUGUUAAGACGCACUGAAUCGGUUGUUGAGAAGAUGCUUACAAAUUGGAUGGCACUCUGUAUGUACAAUUAUCUUAAGGAUUACGCUGGUUCGUCAUUAUUUUUAUUGUUUAAGGCUAUUAAGCAUCAGAUUGAGAAGGGGCCGGUUGAUGUUGUAACUCAUGAUGCUAGAUACUCGCUCUCUGAGGAGAGAUUACUACGCGAACAGAUUGAUCACAGUGUUGUGACGUUGCAUGUUAUGCAGGACGAUUUGGAUGAGAAGAUUCAGUGUAAAGUUCUUGAUUGCGACACGAUAAGUCAAGUCAAGUCGAAGAUACUCGAUGCAUUGUACAAGAAUACACCGUUCUCGUUGAGGCCAUCGAUACACGAGGUUGAUCUCGAGUGGCGGCACGGGAGGGGGGGACAUUUGACACUGCAGGACGAGGAUCUGACGACCAAGUGUGCUGGUGAUUGGAAGAAAAUCAAUACACUGGCACAUUAUGGAGUCAAAGAGUCAGCUGUUAUGUCACUGAUACCGAGACAAAAUGAUGCAUUCUCGGUUGGUUGCAAGACUUAUCACAAGGGUUCAUUGAGAAAUCAUCAUCAUUAUCAUCGGCAAUCUAUGAAUCGUCUCAAUCACUGUUCAACUGGACAUUUACCAUCGACACCGAGUCAUGGAUUAAUCAGUCCCAUUAUGUAUCCACAUCCACCGGGUAUUUAUUUCGAUACACAACACACACCAUCACUCAUAACGGCUAAUGGUGAUAUCGAGAGUGGAGUUAAUCAGAGGCUCUGGCACUUAGUUAGACCAAUUGAGGAUACUGUUUGUCCACAAACUAUUGGAUUUACUAAUAGCAAACAUAAUCAUCAUCAUCAUCAUCCGGAGAGAACGCACAAAGCUAUACCCGAGAUAUUUCUAACGAGGUUAUUGUCGACCAAGGGAACUGUACAGAAAUUUGUCGAUGAUUUUUUCAAUACUGUUCUCACUGCCAAUGAUGCAUUACCGUGCGCCGUUAAGUGGCUCUUUGAUCUGCUUGAUGAUGCUGCCAAGCAACAUUCGAUAUCAGAUCCAGAGGUUGCACAUGCGUGGAAAUCAAAUAGUCUACCACUCAGAUUUUGGGUUAAUUUUAUUAAAAAUCCAGACUUUAUGUUUGAUAUUAAUAAAUCAACGACUGUUGAUUCGAGUCUCUCUGUCAUUGCCCAAACUUUCAUGGAUGCUUGUUCGACAACUGAGCACAGGCUUGGCAAAGAUUCACCGUCAAAUAAAUUACUAUUCGCCAAGGAUAUACCCCAUUAUCGGGAAAAAGUUGGACGUUUUUAUCAGGACGUACAGAGAUUACCAACUAUUACCGAUCAGGAUAUUUCCAGUGCCAUGCAGCAGUUGAGCGAUUCUCAUGCCAAUGAAUUUGACGUUAUUGCUGCGCUCAAGGAGCUCUACAUUUACGUCAGCAAAUACUACGAACAAAUUUUAGAGGCCUUGGAAUCGGACGCAGGCUGUCGUCAGUUACACCUAGCCCACAAACUCGAGAAUGUAGCGUGUACAAUCGAGGGAGAAGAGACGAGUGCCUGCUGACACACUACCCCCAAUUACAUUGCGUGAACCGUCGAAAUUUUCAGAUGAUAAAGAGAAAGAAAAAUUAAAUAAUAAAAGAAAGGGAAGAGUGAAUAAUAAAAUAAACACUGACCAGUGCCUCGAUUUUGCGCAUCAGAUACACCUCGUUCAUAUGUACAAAAAGAUGAUGAAAAUGAAAAAAAAAACAAAGUAUGAAAAAUAUGAAACUUAUACCGCCAUAUAAAUGAUUUAAAAAUGAAAAAGAAGAAACGAAAAAUUAAAAUAGUCUCUGCACCUUCGGUACAAUUCGAAGAAGUGGGAAAUGAAAAGAACAUUGACUCGAUUCAAUACAAAAGUAAAAUGGUCUCAUUUUAAUUCAAUUUCUUUCACUGCCAGUAAAUACAGUAGAAGAUAAAAGAAAAAUGCAAAACACGGAGAUAGAAUCACCGCACAAAAGGGGGGGGGGAUAAGGGAAAUGGAAGAAAAAUAGAAGAAUGGAUUAAAAAAGGCUAAAAAAAAUGA